CAUGUUUGACUUUCACAGUGUAAGAGCUGCUUUGGUGGGGGCUAUCUCUUUUAUUAUUGUCCUGUUUUAUGGAAAGUUCUUACGGAGGAGAAGUAAAAUGCCCCCUGGCCCAUUCCCUCUGCCAAUACUGGGUAACUUUCUGCAGCUUCACUCUGAUGGAUUAGUGCCAGCCCUGAUAAAGAUAUCCAAAAAGUAUGGUCCCUUCUGCACUGUUCACUUUGGUUCAAGACCUACUGUUGUUGUUACUGGUUAUCAAGCCUUAAAGGAGGUAUUUACUGAUUAUGGUGACGCUUUUCUUAAUCGAGGAUCAAUACCUGUGUUUGACCGUCUCUUCAAAUAUGAAGGCUUAUCUUUCACCAAUGGAGAUACAUGGAAGCAGCUAAGGCAGUUUUCCCUGCAGACUCUUAAAGAUUUUGGAAUGGGUAAGAAGAGUUUAGAAGACCCCAUCGUGGAGGAGGCGCAUCAUAUUGUGGAACAAUUCAGAAAAUUAAAUGGAGAACCUUUUGAGCCCAGCACCACCUUGAUGUGUGCCUCUUCUAAUAUCCUUGCCAAUUUAUUAAUGGGGACUCGCUAUGACUACAAUAACAAAAAGUGGAUGGAAAUCCUGCAGAAGUCACGUGAAGCUUUUCAUAUUGCUUCAUCUUUCUGGGGCCAGCUGUAUGACCUUUUCCCAAAAAUCAUGAGCUAUUUACCAGGACCUCACAGAAGCAUUUUUACUCUUCUUGAGCCCCUUGAAAAUGAAUUGAUGGAUAGCAUCCAAUUUCACCAGGAGACUCUGGAUCCGGCUUGUCCUCGAGAUUAUAUCGACUGUUUCCUCAUCAGGAUGAGACAGGAAGAGAAGACUGUUGGUCUAAAAACGCCAUUUACUGUGAGAAACCUCAAAGCAUCAAUCUAUGAUAUGUUCUUAGGUGGAACAGAAAGUACUGCAGUCACUGUAAACUUUGGAUACUUAAUACUGAUAAAGAAUCCUGAGCUACAAGAUAUGAUUCAUGAAGAGAUUGAGCAAGUGAUUGGCCAAGGCCGGGAACCUAGAGCAGGGGAUCAGAGCCAGAUGCCAUACAUGAACGCUCUUAUCCAUGAGAUCCAAAGGUACAGUGACAUCUUUCCAAUGGGUUUUACCAGAGCCACCAGCAGAAAUAUUACUUUCCAUGGCUACUACAUACCUAAGGGAACCAAUGUGCUUCCAAUGUUGACCACAGCAUUACAGGAUUCCUCGCAUUUCGAAACACCUUCAGAAUUCAACAUCAAACAUUUCUUAGAUGAAAAUGGCAAAUUUAAGACAAAUGAUGCUUUUCUACCAUUUGCUGCAGGAAAAAGAGGUUGUAUUGCGAAGAAUCUGGUGCGCAUGCAGCUUUUCCUUUUCUUCACCAUUAUCCUACAAAGGUUCACCCUGAAAUCAAUGGUGGACCCCAAAGAUCUUGACAUCUCACCUUUGGAAAGCGGCAUGGAAAACGUCCCACCAGCCAUCAAGAUCAUCUUUAUUCCUCGCACAAUAGAAGGAGGAGCUUGAAGAAGUCUUAUAUUUUAGCACUUGGAACAUCCAGUCUACAUUAUUCCAUUAUAUACAUU
Messenger RNA from Nanorana parkeri, 1569 nucleotides. Its product is annotated as cytochrome P450 2C15-like. Gene Ontology annotation, molecular function: iron ion binding; heme binding; oxidoreductase activity, acting on paired donors, with incorporation or reduction of molecular oxygen, reduced flavin or flavoprotein as one donor, and incorporation of one atom of oxygen. The transcript has 9 exons. Gene Ontology annotation, cellular component: intracellular membrane-bounded organelle; cytoplasm. Lineage: Eukaryota; Metazoa; Chordata; Amphibia; Anura; Dicroglossidae. The coding region runs from base 2 to 1510 and encodes 502 amino acids. The record is from RefSeq and is a predicted model, not a curated record. Gene Ontology annotation, biological process: xenobiotic metabolic process.